GAUUGGCUACUCAACUCCAGCACAACCUCUCAUAUCACCCCACUUUACUUUUAUGUCAAUGGGAAGACAAUCGCACAUACCCUCAAGGAUGUACUCCAUGCACCUAAUGCUAUGAAUUCUCUGCUAUCAGCUGGACGUUUUGACAACACUGGUGGCAAGAUCAGCUUCUCAGCAGCCAAGUGUGAGCUCAGGAAUGCGAAAGGCAUUCUAGCUGGCACUGGACAGAGGACAAAUUGUCUCUACCUGCUGAAUGCCAAAGCAGAGCUAGUAUGGUCAUCAGGAGACCAAACCCAUCAAGCAGCAGAACAUUGA
Molecule: messenger RNA, 312 nt
Organism: Dacryopinax primogenitus
Lineage: Eukaryota; Fungi; Basidiomycota; Dacrymycetes; Dacrymycetales; Dacrymycetaceae
Exons: 2
Source: RefSeq, a predicted model, not a curated record